Molecule: messenger RNA, 822 nt
Organism: Quercus lobata
Lineage: Eukaryota; Viridiplantae; Streptophyta; Magnoliopsida; Fagales; Fagaceae
Exons: 2
Coding region: 188-817 (209 amino acids)
Source: RefSeq, a predicted model, not a curated record
ACACUCAUCGCAGAUAAAACAGAAACUGAAAGUCACAGUCAAAGUCAUGGACAAUUAUUGCAAAAUAGGAAGCCGCCGGAGCCAAAAAAAAAGCCUAACCACAACACCGAUCCAUUAUAAAAUAUCUCGCCACAACAAAAUUCAAUCUCUCUCUCUCUGAAGAUCUCUAUACAAUUUACUCAAAACCAUGGACGACCCCGCCGCCACAAAUUCAGACCCACCGCAGCCCUCGCCGCCGCAACAAACUCAAUCGAAACUAUCAUCAACUCGCCGCCGCAGGCACUCGAUCGCCACCUCCGUAGUUGUCCCCACAAGACUCUCCUUCUCCGCCGCCGCCGCCGCCGCAACAACGACGAAACCGCUCCAAAGCUUCAACACCUUCCCCCACCACCAAAACGGCACCGUAUCGCGUCCGCCGCCGUUGGAUUACGACGAGAUACUCUCGCUCAAGUGCUCUCCUCCUGAAACCUACACUUCCUUAAAAGACAUCCUCCCCGUCUCGGCCGCCGUGAGCUCCCCCACCACCGCCUCCGCCGCCGCCGUGUCGUCCGGGUACGAGAUCUCAAUCCGCAACCGCCUCGUCAAGCAGGCCGCUUGGGCCUACCUCCAGCCCAUGUCGUCCUCGCCGGGCUCCUCCGGCCCACACUUCCUCCACCGCCUCUGGCUCUCGUUCCUCUCUUUCUUCAAACGACACGUCGUUCCCGGCUUCUCCUAUCUCCUCCACCAGGGGAAUGAAGAUAUGCACAGGGGAAUGAGGGGACAAGAUGGAAUAAGAGAACCUACCUCUGUGCGAGAGUGUUUGAACCUUGCAGACUGACCCAU